AUGUCGGCAUCUACGCCUCAGAGGACGUCCUUGCGACAGGGCCUGCGCCAGGCGCCUAAGAUCAACCAACCUUUCAUCCCAGACACCACCCCAGCGCGUCAAAAACACCACAGCCAGGGCUUCACAUCCCCACAGCCCCAAAUGACCCCUCAUGUGAACUUGAACCCCGCGGCCAACCCAAACAGCGCCCAAUUCGCGGUUGAUAGCUGGGAAGGGAAAAACCAAACACAACUCCCGAUGUCAACUCGGGAAGUCCUUACGCCGGGGAAUCGUCCUGCACUUUUUGCCAGUCUUACUGAUCGAACGAAGGUGGCGAGACAACCGGAUUUCUAUGACCCAUAUUUUGCAUUGAGGUUCCUUGAAGUCCCGCGAACGGAUCACAUUUAUAAGCGCGCUCACUAUGGCCUCCAGUCCGAUAUCCCAGAUGAGGUUGAUUUCGCUUUAUAUCAUCUAGUCCAAAUUUCGAACCAAAGGUGUGAUAAGUUCAAGUUUGAGGGGUUCCCAUUGCUUGCCGAAACUCUCAUGCAAAAGGCCUUGGAUGUGACCUAUCUAUGCACUGGGGUUCGGUGGGAGUUGGAGUAUGACCCUCGUUUCCCAUCGGAGCGGGUAAAUGUUCUGAACUCCCUGCACGGAACACGAGAUAUCCUCGAUAAAAUCCGAAAAAUCCCUGUUAAUCUCCCAAACGACACCCUGGAAACCACCGAGUUCACCCACAUGCUUCGGAAUAUUGAAGAAGCCACCUUGGUUCUGAGAAACAUGGUCUUGUUGAGAGAAAAUGCCUUCUAUGUUUCUCGCUAUGCUAGUGGCCUUCUGAGAGACUUCUUGGUAAUUCUACUCAACCUACCAAACCAGUCUCGCUUGAAUGAAAUCAAGAACGAUGCGCUGGAUAUUGCCGAGGAGGUGACCAAAUUCAUGAGGACUGAUCCUCAAGACCCCCUUUGGACUUCUUUAGUCGAGUGCCUACACUCCCCGGAUCGUGCCCACAUUAUGAGAGGCCUUUGGGCAUUAACUCAUUUCUCUACUGAGCUGGAGGAUGCUGAUAGCAAUCGUGCUAUGGAAAGCCUUCCCAAGCCAACCCUUCAGCAGUUAUACUACCAUACACUUUUGGACCUCGACAAGGGUAUCUUGAGCGGUGCUCUUGAUUUCUGGUAUCAGUAUACCCUCAGCCACGACAAUAUCGAGACUCUGAUGGAGGUCAUCAACUUCCCCAGCGUCUUUGUACCCCGCAUGAUCGCAUUGCUUACAUACGAGGCGCGACCAACCAAGAAAGAAACGGUCUUGCAAGAUGAAAAAGUUGCACCACCGCCAUCUGAGAUCCCGCGUGUACCACCCGAGCUCUUAGAGAAGCUGAUGGAGUCGUCAGAGCCGGAGCGCAGCUCUCAGUGGCUUCGCUGUUGCUUCGUUGAGGAUGCGGAAUGCGAAAUCACCCAGAUCGCUCUGUGGCAAGCUUACCAGAGCAGAUUUGCAGACUCUCGGGUGCCGGGUGGAGGUGUCCUUCCCGCCGCAGAGUUCAUUAAAAAUGUCAGCAAUACUUUCACAAAUGCACAGGCACAAGUGAUCAACGGCCCCGGAGGCACAACCAAGUUUAUCAUCAAGGGCAUCCGGCCCUUGGAAACUGCUUACACCGUCGAAGGAUUCCCCUAUGUGUACUGCAAGUGGGCCGACAACUCCAAGCCUUCCAAGAUGUGCCAGCGCGCAUUCAGCUCUCCUACAGACCUCCGCAGCCAUGUUUUUGGAGACCACAUGAACCUUGAAGCUGAAGAGAAACCCGGUCAGUUUAAGUUGGAGACAGCAGAAAAUCCCAUUCACACCUGUCAGUGGGAUAAAUGCACCCGUUUCCGGGCAUCGGGACCCAGUGCCAACACUGCCAUGGUGGCUGGCCAUGUUUCUUCUCACCUGCCGGAGGACCGACCUGCUGACGCGCCACCUCCGAGCACAAAGCGUCUUGUUCUCCAGGAGCGAAUUGUCCGCAAAUGGUACUACAUGGACACCCCCAUCAACGAAAAGGGCGAGCCUAUCGGUGUGGCAUACAAGGCCGCGCUGGUUCUGCGUAAUAUUGCCAAGGGCCUCCCAAACAGGGUUGCUACGAGAUACGGUGGUGUGUCUUGGAAAAAGGCAUGCUUCGUCAGCCAGCGACCAAAAAUUGUCGAAGUGUGGGAUCGCAACCGUGCUCUGCGAAAGGAGCUGACCGAGUUGAUCAUGGUCAUGGAAAAGGAGGAUGAUUAUUGA
This is a messenger RNA of Penicillium pulvis, 2229 nucleotides long. Its product is annotated as putative chromatin remodeling complex subunit (Rsc9). Bases 1 to 2229 code for a protein of 742 amino acids. The transcript is spliced from 3 exons. The record is from RefSeq and is a predicted model, not a curated record. Gene Ontology annotation, molecular function: DNA binding. NCBI's taxonomy places the organism in Eukaryota, Fungi, Ascomycota, Eurotiomycetes, Eurotiales, Aspergillaceae. Gene Ontology annotation, biological process: regulation of DNA-templated transcription.